CUAGCCAUUAUUCAGAAUCAGGAUUUUAAGAAGAGUUGCUGUUUCUAUCACGUUUCCCUCCACACGCCCACCCCAUCUUCCUCGCGUUCCCGCGAUGAGUUUCAUGGCAUGUUUACAACUUCAUACCCGUGUUGCUGUGUUUACUGAGCGGCGCGAGAGAGUUAGUUAAUGUGGUUCAAGCAUUUUAUAGUUGCAGUGUCUAAGGGGAAAUUGCCUGUAUUCAGCGAUCACCUGCCUUAGCGCGGUAAUCGAGGCCUUCUUCCGAAUCCCUUCGACGACAGCGGAGGGAGACGCUGCGUUGUUCCGCGCAUUGUUCCGCGAAAGACACAAAAGCAACCGACGCGCGUCCGCAAAAAGCGCGUGUGAUGGCGAGCGACCAAAACGCGUAGUCGUCACCAGUUGGGAUACGCUUCGUCCCUCAACAAGUGAUGACCCUGGCGCCCAAGGCUAAAGUGGAAGUGCUGGUCAGAGCAGUCACGGCGGCGGACGACGAUGCCCUCAUCAACAAGAAACUUCCGAAGGAGCUGCUGCUUCGCAUCUUCUCCUACCUGGACGUCGUCUCGCUGUGUGCCUGUGCACAGGUGUCCAAGUUGUGGCACGAGCUUGCGCUAGACGGAAGCAACUGGCAGAAGAUCGACCUCUUCAACUUUCAGACGGACAUCGAGGGUCCCGUGGUGGAGAACAUCUCGCGCCGAUGCGGCGGCUUCCUCAAGAAACUCAGCCUUCGCGGCUGUCAGAGCGUCGAGGACGCGUCGCUAAAGACGUUCGCCCAGAAUUGCAACAACAUCGAAGACCUGAAUCUGAACGGCUGCAAGAAGCUCACGGACAGCACCUGCCAGAGCCUUGGGAAGCACUGCAGUAAGCUGACCUUCCUCGACCUGGGCUCGUGCUGCCAGGUGACGGACCUGUCACUCAAGGCGAUCGGCCAAGGCUGCCCUGCGCUUGAGCAGAUCAACAUUUCCUGGUGCGACCAGGUGUCAAAGUAUGGCGUGGAAGCUCUGGCUGCUGGUUGCCCAAGGCUGCGCAGCUUCGUCAGCAAGGGCUGCCCGCUGGUCAAUGACGAGGCAGUCUCCAAGCUGGCCCAGUAUUGCGGCGGCCUGCAGACCCUCAACCUUCACGAGUGCACCAACAUCACUGAUGCUGCAGUGCAGGCUGUCAGCCAGCACUGCCCCAAGCUGCACUUCCUGUGUGUCUCCAAUUGUGCGCAUCUGACCGACACUGCUCUCGUGUCUCUCAGCCAGGGCUGCCACGCGCUCUGCACGCUCGAGGUAGCCGGCUGCACGCAGCUGACGGACAGCGGCUUCCAGGCGCUGUCUCGCUCCUGCCACUCUCUCGAGAAAAUGGACCUUGAAGAGUGUGUGCUCAUCACGGACAACACGUUGAUGCAUUUGGCCAAUGGCUGCCCUAAGCUGCAGCAGUUGAGCCUUUCCCACUGCGAGCUCGUAACGGAUGAAGGGAUCCGGCACCUCGGUGCGGGCGCCGGUGCGGCCGAGCACCUGCUUGUGCUGGAGUUGGACAACUGCCCAUUGAUAACAGAUGCUUCGUUGGAGCACUUGGUCGCGUGCCAGAAUCUGCAGCGUAUCGAGCUGUACGAUUGCCAGCUGAUUACACGCGCUGGCAUCCGCAAGCUUCGCAGUCACCUGCUGGACCUGAAGGUGCAUGCCUACUUUGCACCUGUCACGCCUCCGCCCUCAGUCGGGGGUGGCAGGCCUCGGUACUGUCGCUGCUGCGUUGUGCUCUAGUCAAGUGAGAAAGACGUGGGUGUGGGGGAAAUGGGUGCUUUUAGGAAUUGCCUUUUGCUGCUGCUGAUCAAGGUAGUGUAGAAAUUGUUAAUGUUGGACAUGUAGCCCCAAUCAUCUACGUGUGGAAUGUGUCGACAGUUUUCUGAUGUGGCAACAUCUACGAUUGCCUGUGUGGCUUAAGAUAGCUUUCUAGAAUGUGGUGAGAGGAACGGUGACCAUGUGGCAGCAUGUUGUCACCAAGAGGUUGUUUCAAGUCCACAGUUACGUAAAUGUUGCUACUGCAGUUUGUUGCACACUGUUUGCACAUUCUAAACAGGUGUGAUUUGAGCUUUACAUUUCACGUCAUUUUUAGCUCUUUUUUUUUCCUGUCUUAACACAACUCAAAGCACAUUUUAUCGAUGUCAGGGGCAACCAUUCUGUUGAAGAUAUAGACGAAAAUUUGAUUGGCAACAUACCACCUGCCACCACUUGACAGUGAUUUCAUUAUGCCAGUGACGAUGACAGUCUUUGUCCACAAGUACAGACUUGAUUCCCAUUCCACAGUUUGCUAAGUGCUUCUUUGAAAGCACCGGCUAUUUGUUAACAUAUUCCUUGCUGCAAGUGGGUUGUAGGUACUGCAGUCUUCGUGAUAGUGACACUUGGUCAUGCUACUCAGUGGUAGUAACACUUUGACAGUGUGAGAAAUUGCUUAAUCAUCCUUAAACUUGCAUUUCUUGUUUCACCUGGUUCUUGAUUACGUGUCUAACGUUCAGUACUGCAUAACAGGUGUAAUCACAGGUAUAAUGACACAUCAAAUAAGGUCAACUGUAGACGGUGACCUGAAGAAUGCAGAUGGCUUAGUGGUAUCAUAAAUGCCAUACUAGUGCACUGCUUGUAACUUCAUCUAUUUAAUCGUAUUAGAGGAUUAGACAAGCACUGAUUUUUUUAUCAUGCUUGUGAUUUACUGUCAUGGUAGUUGCUGCCAGUUUGAGCAGAUGUGAUACAAUGCAUCAUUUCCAGAGGUAAAGAAUAAAAUUAAAAAGCAAAAGCUUAUACCUGACUGUUUGUCUGCUGAUAGGCACGUUUUUUUUUCUCCCUCUCUUAUCCUGCAAAACAUCGCUCCGAGGCCUUGACAGCCUGUGACAUAUGGUAUCUGAAUUGGGACAGUGAGCAUAUUUACCACUUGAAACAACAUAAAAAUGAAAGAUGGUCCCAGGGUUGAACCACAGAUGUAAUCUAUUUGUGUCCAGUUUAUUCCACCUUUGCAUUUUUGUUCUGCUUUGCGGUUGUGACCUUGAAUGGUUCAGGCGUGCUUUUGCCUGCAAGAACCUUUGCAGCGUGCAACUACAUGAUGCUGGCGGCAGGGCAGCAAUGUUUAGUGAUGCAGGCAAGGGUGCUUACUUUUCCAUUUUCACCAGAACACUGCGUACACAAUCACAGUUUACGUAUCACAGCACUGAAUCUGAAAUGUGGUGUUCAAUUUUCAGGCUCUUGAACCCUGUGCACUCGAAGGCAGCAUGAUUGUUUGUCUUCGGCUCGCAUGACAAGCAGAUGAAUUUGUACAGCGCAGAUGACAUACAUACGAGUGGAUCCCUCGUCCAUGUGUCAUCUUCUUUAUAGGAAAAUGGUUAAGAGUUACUAACAAGCCUCCCAUGACCUCUUAAUAGGCAAUGUGAUGAUGCAGAUUCACUGCACAUAUCGUGGUGCACGCACAAUGUUUCACAGCACAGCAAAAUGUGUGCACUGUGUCUUGGAGAGCAGGCUACAAUAUGCCUUGAUGCAGCACCAUAAUUAAAGACUAUGUAACGAACGCCAUCACUUGUGCUGUUGUGACACCCUGUUGGAUGCCUGACUUCCUAUAAAUCAAGACUGCAACCACUUGUUAGAAAAGAAAUUGUUUGGGAAUUAGGUUAUCACUGCAAGGAAUAGUGAUAUUCAGAAGAAGAAAAACCUACAAUAUAUUGUUUGUCUCUACUUUUCAGCAUAAGCGAGUUUUGACUUUGAAACGGGCAACAUUUUGGAUAAGUCACUACAGUUGUGAGCUAUCAACAUUUCCCCCUCUCUCCUAAUAAAGGAUAAGGUUUCCUGCUUGAGCUUCUGACCUACCCUUUUCACACGUUGAUAACAAGUCAGAUAACAAGUAUCUUCUUUACGUACAGUGGACAUUUGCAUACUAAUCGUGUGUGAAGUAGUGUAAUGAGCAAAAAACACUGACACACUUGUUAACAGAGCAAGACUACAGCUUUUCUACAGCUUUAGUUGCUUGAACCUACCAUUAAAAAAAAAUGAAAAAAAGCUUUUUCAUAACUGCUUAGCAUGUUGGUCAAAGUGUUGGCCGAAGGUGAAAAUGUGGUCAAAAGACAUUUUAGCAUGGUUUCGUUUGUUUUUGCAUGCCCACGUGAGGAUUGUUGCGCACGAUGCAGCCUAGAAUAUUGGUGACCUAUAGCAUGUACCACAAUACUAAAUUGGUAAUGCGUAGUCACACUUGUUCAUUGAAAAUGUUCUUCAACUUGAUGUUCCAAGUUUUCCCCAGUGUGAAACCUGUGAUUUCACCAUAAUUAACUGUGCCAGGGGGCGUGUUAUAGCACUGAGAAUGUCGUGAGCACAUUGUGUGUGCCAGUAAAAGAAAGUCUGUCACUUCUAGUGACUUAGACCAUAUAUCAGACCACUUUUGUGCCCCCAAGCAUGGGUAACGCUUCAGUAGCAAAGUUGUGUAGAGCACUUGUCAACUUUCCUUAAUUUGGCAUCAGUUACCAAAGUACUAAAAGGCACCCAUGUUUUUCAAACACUUAUUACUCAGUCUUAUUCAAAAGGACUCACUUGACCUUUAAUUAAUUUGAAGCAAAAAGAAUAAUCUUGCUGGGUUAGGCUUAAAAGAUGAGAAAUAAUGCUUUGUGUGCCUGCCAUUUGUACUGCAGAUGCUUUUGCAGAUGAUUUCUGUAAGUGAGGCUUGGCAUGAUAAUUAAGUGGUUCCUUAGGCGUUCAGCAGAAAUCUUGUGACAUUUUUCUUCAUGAAACAUCUAGGGCAUAUGCAUUUAUGUGUAAUGCUGAAGCGGUGCAUUAUCCAAAUGCAUUUUGGCAAAACAUUACUGAGGUGGAGCUUAUCUAAUCAAAAUAAAAGUUUGACCUCCUCUUGAAAAUGGACAGAAAACUGCAAAGGAAACCAGCUUGGUUCUUCGAGAGAUAACAUUGUGAUUUAAAAAAAAGUUUUCUAUAGUUAAUUUUCACCGGUUGAGCAGGUCGUAGACUAGGGUAAAUGUCUUUCAGCUACACCGUUUACAGUGAAGAAAUAAAUCUGGUUUCCUUUGAAGCUGUCUGAUGAUAUCACUUGACAUGCUGUGUUCCUCUCAUCAGAAACAUUAGUUUCUGACUUGCACAUUAUAUUUGUACAGCGUAUAACAGCAAGGCACAAAGACGCACUUUUAAUUUACCAUGCAACUAUUAUUAGCUUCUCUGAACAAUUCAUGCCAAUUAGUCUUUUGGUUCUUGUAAAUGCCAUAUUCAUUUGUGCAGUCACCUUACUGUUUGCGUCGUUUGCAACAGAUAUUUCUUCAUGGGUAGAGCACUCGGGAGUUCAGUUUUAAUUUUAUGAUAUCAACACAGUUCUUUCCGCCCUUGCAUAUUGUACAGCAGAAUCUCUUUUAUAUGUUCCUGAUUUGUGCAAUUUUCCCCACAGCAGACAACAUUGAAAAUAUCCGUGAUACGUCGUCUUAGAAAUUGUGCUAGUUCUCGUAUUUUUUCAUCUUAUUUUUUUAAUCUUUCCAAUUGUAUCAGUGAUGUUCCACCGUUUAGCACCUAAGUCCACUUGUUUUAUCAGCAGCAUUCUGCACGUGUAGCAGAUGCCUUUGCAUUUACUUUUUAUCUUUUCAUAGUUGCGGCAUUGUAUUGUUUUUCCCCCAAAUACCAUUUCAAAUUCAGUGAUGAGGUACCGUAAUAUUAUUGGUCAUUUUCACGAAAUGCUGCUCUCCAUGCAUGCAGCUUGGCUAAACGCUGUGGAAGCUGAUUGGAUGAAAGGAAUUUGUACGCAGACAUGCUUCCCGUUGCCGUUAUUAUUUACAUCACACUUUCUUGUGUCACACAUGCCCUCUCGCACUGUGUUCCAGAGGUACUGCGACAUCCACACACGCUGGUCGCUGCGCUGAGCUAUCUUGCUUGAGAGAGAAAGCAUAGCUAAAAAUGAUUAACCAAGUGUACGGUGCCUGUUUUUAACUGAUGCCUUCGUCAUUGAAUUGGUAGUUUUGGCUAAGCUGUCUGCCUUUUACUUGCAAGCACCAUCUCCUGCUUAUCUGGUUUUGUUCUGUACUCGCUAGGGUUCAGCAUUUUCGGUUAAAGUAAAAAAAGAACGAAAGAAAAAGAAAGUAAAAUAAUAACUUGGGUGCAUCAAAUUCAUUUUAAGAAAUUCAGUUUUUAUUUAGAAAGGUCAGCAUUUGGAAAGUUGAAAAAGGAGAAAUUGCACGCUGUUGAAGUUUAUACGCAGCAGCUAUGCAUUUGUGAAGCUUUAUCAUACAAAAGUUGGGGCAGAUAUGGCAUAGAAAUGGCAACUAUUAUCGAAUAAAGCGCUUGUUAUAAGGUGAAAACUACAUUAAAUCCUAACCAGGGUCUCGUCGAUAUUAACGUCAAUAUUGUUUUAUUGAAUUGUGAAUUUUAUUGAAUUCUAUGAAUUGUGUUUUAUGUGAUUUCAGCGUUCCAUACUGUAUAAAGAAGAUUGCGAGAGAAAAAUAUUGUUUUAUUGGCAGGUUGGACUUGGGAAUAUCAGCAAGGUUUAAAGAUUGAAGCAAAAUAAAGAGACAGGAACACGUUAUGCAGACACACACAAGUGCUCCCUUUUCGUUCUUGUGCCUUUCAAUUUUCCUUGAAAAUUUAAACAUGUCUCGUCAAUCGUACGACAUGGCCAAACCUCAUCAAAGGAAUGAUGGUUAGCUGAAGCAGCAGAAGCUGGGCAUGCAAAAAUUUUUUUUAAAUAAAUAAAAGACACUAUGGAACAAGGAAAAUGAUGGCAUCUCUUUUGACUUUCUCCUUCAGCUCCCCAUGAUUUCGUAGAUUUUAGCACUGUCCAGCUGAGGCUAGUUAAUAUUUCUUUAGUUAAAUGAUUAAAGAAACACCAGUUAUGUUGCAUUAGAAAAGAAACGGAAGAUUCAACCUAACAACUGUUAGACUUUGUCUACAGAAAGGUUCCAAAUAUGCAAAAGUGUAGUAAAAUUUGGUGUUAUACAAGAUGGUCAACGGCGAUGUCAUUAGGGCAUGAAAUUUAAAAAGGUGCGAUGCUUGUCUUUUGCGCUAGUAGAUAGUAUUUUUCUGUGUUUUGAAUGGAGAGAGACAGUUAUGGCGCUGGUGCAUUCCUCAAUCCCCUCAAGUUUUGAAAGCGUAAUCUACCAGGACAAAUUGAUGUAGUGUUUAUUAGUAUCCCUUUUAGAUUGUAGCUACCUGAAGCUACAUGUACUUACAUUUUUUUUGUACGUCCACACAUUCACAUUCUUUUAUGAACAGCAUGUGUAGCUGUUGCAUGUGCCUCAUUAAGGCACACUCUUGCUUCCUACUUCUGUGCAUAGUUGACAACUGCUAAAGCUCCCUACUGACAGGAAAAGGAUUACUGUGUUCACUGCACAUUAUGCUGACCGAUGUAUCGUAGAUGUUACUUAAUUUAGUAUGCAAACCUUUAUGUGAGCACUCAUUGGAAUAAAUGAGUAAGCUCCUUACAGAAAGAAGCUGAUAAGGCUAAAAGUAAUUGAAGAUCCGUAAAAGAUAUUAAUAAAGAGCGCGCCAAAUAUAUGCAAUGUAAAAGUUGGAAAUGCUGGUCCCUAGUCAUUUUCACAUUACAUUUUCUUGUUUUUUCUUACAUUUUGUGGCAGUAUGGGAGAAAAAUCAGUCAUGUAAUAGUGUAAGUGGUGAGGUUCUGCCAAUGGUUUCAACAUGUUUUGUAUUACUUCGCAUACGUUGACGUUGGGUCUUGUUAGCAAUAUGAGCAAGUAGCCCUAUUUCCACGACCAAAAGGUAGAUAGCUUUUAUACGUGGUGUAUUUAAUGCUAACUGUAUAUAGCACUGUGCCGAGAAUCUCACUGAUGAAACUGUCCAUGCUUCCUGCCAAGUGUUGCACUGUACUUCAUAAUGACGUGAUGCUAGUUGGCUCUCAGUGCAUUUAUAUUUCACUGCUUUUGCUACAUACAUUGGUCUUGGGAGUAGUAUUUCAACAUAGUCAUCGCAUUUGCACGUGUCGUUGUGUACCGCACUCAUUGUGGUAGCACCGCUUAGUAAAGAGAGUUGCUUUAAUAUUCUAUGAACAAAUCUGAUCUGUACCACUGGCAACCUUUAGAGUUCUGAGAUCACACCAGUUUCAAAGUGCCACUGGUAAAAGCUGGGUGUAGUGAGAUGCCAAUCCGUUGAGCUUGACCGAGGUGCAAGCUGUGAGUGGUGACCUGAAGCAUUAUUUCAGCUCAUCAGCUAUUGUCGAUUGAAAACGAAGUUGCUUGAAAUGGCAGGUGCAGCCAGUAGCAAAAAGAUGCUAAUUUGUAAAAGUUGCUUAUUUUGUGUUCUGUGCUGUAUGUUGCUUGAACCUGUCAUCAUGUAGCUUUGCAGGCACAGGGUUUCAUGGUUAGCUAUUUUCCUUUUUUUUUUUUUUUCGAAAUGGUGACAUGAUGUUCAGCACAGACAUUCCUAUGCUUUUGGCCAAUCAGCGUGCCUGUAUUUUAAAACAUGGGGCCUAUGGGGGAACUUUUGCAACUGGUGUGAUUGUAAAACUCUGAAUACCCUUGUCUUCUGGAGGGAUGGCCUCACUGGCAAAGAAAAAUCUUGCAGCUGGGAGAAGAAGUGUUUCUCGACAACUCUAAGGAGUAAUUCGUAGACAUUUGUACACUGAGUAUGGUUAGGAGUUGUGAGCAGUAGUUUGCCUUUUCUUCUUUGCUUGCAGCUUACAUCUCUGUGUAUUGUUAGAAUGGAUUUACAUGGUCAAGAAACUUGGUAACUUGUGUCCACCAAAGCAGUAACAUUUUUUUCGCUCGCGAUACAGUGUGUUAGAAAGAUCCAUGUUGAUAAUUUCUACUGGCCCUCUGAAAAGAAAAUAUUUGUGUGGAAUGAGGAUGGUGUGAAUUUAUAUUGGUGAUGCUGUGGCUCUGUACAUUUAAGACAACUUGUAUGUGGGACUGCAUGUAACAUACCAAUGCCUUUCGGCACUUUUCGCGUUCAUGAGUGGUCCGGGCGGAGCUUCGAAAAUGGCCACUCACGAACAUGAAAGGCACCAAAAGGCAUUGGCAUCAGGAAAAGGCAUUGCUACAAAAUACCGGCCCUGAAGUUGUGUGAACGAUCACUAACAAUUUAAAUUCAUGAUUUUUGUCUUUUUCAUUUAUCAUCGUAUUUUUUUACUUCAUACCUCAUAUUUCAGUUCAAUUUUUAUGUGCUAAACACUAAUUUUGUUUGUGCAAUGUUCACAUUAUGAAAUGGCAUAAACGCAUGUAUAAAUUUAUUCCAGUGCUGGGAGAUUGCCAAUUCACUUGUUCUUGCAUACUCUGUUGCCUAGUAUGAUUUAUGGAAGUAGCAAGCUUGCAAUAGUGCUGACAUGCAUUCUUACCAGAAAUAUUGUAUUUUAGCACUCACAACCUACACUAAAAAUUUAAAGAAGUUACAAGUACAUAGCUAGAGUGCGGUUUGUGUGCGAAUUUUACCUCCAGGUGCAGCUUUACGGCAUUGAAGAGCGCGUUGCCAUGAAUUUAUAGGGGUGUGUAGUAUUCAUAACUUUCACAUAACAAAUCGAAUAUAUUGUAAACUUAAUUUGGUCUUCAAAUCGAAUAGUCGCUAUUUGCUAACACGAAUAUUUUUCUAUUCGUUUUUGAAUAUUUUCAGUCGUCACCUGUGGCCGAUUGCGCACAUAAUUGUAGCAAAAAGUGCAACAAAUUUCAUCCCUGCAGCCAUAGUGCACGAAUAAAACAAAAGAAGUUACUUAGUGGAGCACAUUGUACGUCAUUCAGGGAGCCAUACUUUUCCAGUUAAACUGCUGUCAUUCGCACUCAUUGGAGAGUCCCGAGUUUGUGAACAAACUGCUUAUUUGCUCUGAAUGCUUCAUUUGUGCAGUGUAAUGACAGAAGCUUGAUAAUGUAGUGAAUAUACUAGGACGUGAACAUCGAUUUACAUUUUAUGGUGGGCACGGCUGUUUAUUAUUUGAAAACUACAUUUGAAAAGUACUCUACGUUCGAAUCGCUUCUGGCACUAUUCAAUCCGUAUUCGAUUUGAUGUAAAAAAUUACUAUUCGCACAGCCCUAGUAACUUAUGUAUAAACUCCAGUCAUGUCAUGGUGAAGCCAAUGAAAAGCAACAGUGAAAGCAGUGAUGUAUGAUUGCACAGAUGUCGGGUUAAUUUUAUAAAGGUUUUAGCAUUGUUCUGUGUUGCUCUAUGUGCAAUUUAUAUGUGCAGUUUUUUUUUUUUUUUCCGUGGGUUGUAAUUGAGUGCAGGGGUUAUAUAGAGGUUUAGGUUAUGCAUGGGAAAUGCGAUAUUUCCAACACGGGGGGAAGCAGCGGAUGAAAAUAAUCAAAGCAUAAGUUGCAUGAUUUCUUACCUGGAACAGAGGCAAAAGCAAAAUGCAAUUAUUUGUGAAUGAGUUGUACUAAAACAUACGUGCUUUGUACCAUGCACUUCUUAUGUUAACACUAUUGGUAAUGUUGGAAAGCCAGUUAACAUUCUGACUUUACACUUUGAGAGAAACUGUGAUCGCUACCAAGAUGAAGCAUUGUUGUGAAGUUGUUGAACAAGUUUACUGCUAACUUUCCCCUCCAAUUUCUGACCUACUAGGCAAGAUACCUUGACUUGACAAGGAGUUAUUUAGUGCAGACUUGAUACAACUUUCACAACAUUUCUUACUAGAGGGUUAUGUGGAGAAUGCCAAAUAUUGAAGUGUUUGUAUGACACGUUACGGAAUGCAGAGUUUUUGUUACUGUCGUGUACAUGUGGGCUUGCUAGUUGCAAAUUCUCGUCAAAGGGCUUUGCAUUACAUAAUAAUUACACACAUGUAAUGGCUAUUGCCUUUCAUUAAUAAGACCAAGAUGAUGUUACAUUAAAUUACAAUGAUUACAAUACAAACAAGGCAGAAGUUUACAGGAAAGUGGAGGCUUGAAGCUAUUAACAGUAGUUGAACAAGGAGUGCCACUGGAACCAACGCUUCAACAACUCAACAAGGAGACUUGUCAAAAUUAGGACAAGUCCCCUUGCCAAGAUGGUGGCACCAGCGACCUUCCUUGUUCAACCACUGUUAAUCGCUUCAAUGAUUACAACGGAACUUCUAUGUAACUCGCUGAAUAAUGAUAUACAUGUUCACUUUCGAAAACGCUUUUAUGCAGCUAAAUGCCUCUGUAAUAGUGCAAAGAAAAUGUAAUUUUUGAGUUCCCACACAGAAUUUGCAAUUUUGUGUCACCAUUGAGUACUUGCCGUUUUGCCCACACACUGCUGUUUACAAUAAUUGGCAUAGAAAAUCUGCGCUGGAAUGGAAGCUAUUUGAAUAGCUAUCAUGCUCAACACUGCUCUCGAAACUAAGCAGACGAACGGACGGCACAGAGGUACAAGCACGAGUGCUCUCCUAAUUGGCUAUGCUAGCAGUAGCUUGCACUACACUGUCAUAUUAUUGUGAAGGCAAGUGUAGUGCAAGCACUUUGCUGCUAAAUUAGAUUUAUUACUGAAUGACUAACACACACAUACAGUGUCACUGCAGCAACAGUGUUGUUGAUGUGCCAAGCUCAAGUGCUAAGCAAAAUUUAAUUUGUACCACUACAUGCCUGAAAGCUGGCUUCGAAACACAUGUGAAUUGUGAUGCUACAUCAAAGAUAGCUUCAGUUUAUUCUUCAGAUUUGUAGCGAUAUUUUGCAGCAUGUGAUCUACUCCAAAUUAAAACCUUGUCCAAGAUAUUCUUUCAAGGUUAAUACAGAUAUCCCGAGCUACUGCAUGCCAAAUGAAAUUCAUUGUUACAAUGUCAGGGCAUUCAGUAAAAAAUUUUUUUGACAAAUGAAGCAUGAAGAGAUUUUGCAGCAAUACUGUUUAGUUGAUGUGCUGAAGAUUAUUGCGUGUUCUGCUGGGCCUAAAUAUAGAUUUGAUAGAGUGCAUAAGGAAAUAAAGGUGAUGAGAAGGGGUGUUAAACCACUAUUCGAGCUCUAUGUUGCCACUGUGCAGUAUUUAGUCAGUAAUCUAGCGUCUGUGCAACUGUUUCGUCUUUUGCUUGCCACCUAAUCGUUGAGGCUAUCUUCCACUUUAAGAGUCUAUGAAAAUUUAACAAUUCUGCACUGUACAAUAUUAGACUGCUAAACUUAAUUACUAUGGCCAUUUACAAAGAUAGGUUUGUGCUACUAGAAUAUGCACAGUAAACUGUUUUGUAAUUCUUUCGUGUUUAGCAUUUUGCUGGCUGAUGCAAGUGAACGAAUUGGAUAAAUACACAUACAGUAAGACAAUGCCUUGUUACUUUCACUUUUAUUUGAAUUAUGCAGAUCAUUGAUGACAGUUAAGCUUUUGGUUUACGAAUUUUGGCAUACUGCACUGGAAUAGGGCCAGAUACCUAGGGCCAGCAGAACAUUUUGCAUUUAUGUAUGCAGGCAGUUUAUGAUACUACAAGAAGUGUACUGCGUGAUCUUGCCUACGUGAACCAUUUCAGGUGGUUUUGAAGUGGUGGAGGUAGAACCAAACUUCUGUGCAUAAGAGCCAAUUGUGUUUUAAUUAUCCUUUUAGUUUGGCUAUGACAAACAACCCGACUGCAAAGGGAAGGCAUGCAAUACUCACCUGUCAUUGCCGGAUAAAGUGAUCAUGCCACUGCUUUUUGUUUGACUCGGCAUGUUAAAUAAAAAGCUUUAAAAAAUACAA
Messenger RNA from Dermacentor silvarum, 12545 nucleotides. RefSeq names its product F-box/LRR-repeat protein 20. Gene Ontology annotation, molecular function: protein binding. The transcript is spliced from 2 exons. Gene Ontology annotation, cellular component: SCF ubiquitin ligase complex. The record is from RefSeq and is a predicted model, not a curated record. Lineage: Eukaryota; Metazoa; Arthropoda; Arachnida; Ixodida; Ixodidae. Gene Ontology annotation, biological process: SCF-dependent proteasomal ubiquitin-dependent protein catabolic process. The coding region runs from base 429 to 1742 and encodes 437 amino acids.